Messenger RNA from Cryptomeria japonica (Japanese cedar), 4106 nucleotides. RefSeq names its product probable LRR receptor-like serine/threonine-protein kinase At1g53420. The record is from RefSeq and is a predicted model, not a curated record. Gene Ontology annotation, molecular function: ATP binding; protein kinase activity; protein binding. Gene Ontology annotation, biological process: protein phosphorylation. NCBI's taxonomy places the organism in Eukaryota, Viridiplantae, Streptophyta, Pinopsida, Cupressales, Cupressaceae. The coding region runs from base 557 to 3538 and encodes 993 amino acids. The transcript has 24 exons.
CCACAAGGGAAGCACCACGUACACUACUACAAUAGGUUUAAUUUAGAUCUUCUCGUGGUGAAUCUUUUAGAACCUGACAGAGUGACACUAAGAACAUGGUUAUGAAUUUAUCGCCAUGAUGACUUCUUAUUGCCUCUUGACUGUGUCAGAUCUAUAAAUUAUGCAAGCUAGUACAAGACUUGAUUUCCCUGGCGAGCACUCCUAAUGGAUGGUGUCAUAUCAUGAUAAACCCCUGCAUAUUGAGAUGUUCAUUCUUUGCCGUCAGUCAACUCUAAAACACUGUCGACGUAUAUGACAUUCAUAGCUUUUUCUACAUUGUUUUCUAUUCGAAGCGUGAAAAGUUCUCAAUUUUUUGUCCGCUGCUAUUACCGAUACUUCAGGAUAUCCUUUGAAUUUUAACUAUGGCAAUCUAUAAGGCCUAUGUAUGAGAAGCUCUCCUGUCUCUGUAUACUGGUUUGGACUAUCCAAUGCUAGGCAGUUGUUGAUAACAUGUUACUCAUAGCCUCUCUUUUCAAUAUAUGAUAUUUGCUGUUCAUUCUAACAGCAAGCUCACCUCAUGGCUUUCCACCAUAUGUAUUUUAUGGUGUGCAUCACUUAUUUGUAUGCUCUCUUCUUCACAACUGUACACACAGAGGCAGCAAGCACAGACACGAACGAAAUCGAAACGUUGCGGAUAAUUUUACAGAAGCUGGGUAAAAGAGAUUGGAACUUUACCGGAGAUCCCUGUCUAAACUUUCAAGAAUUCCGUUGUGAUUAUUGUGACAAGAAUAAUAAUGUUUGUCAUGUUACCAACAUAACACUUCCAGGCCUAAAUCUGAAUGGAGUGCUUCCACCAGAACUAGCCAAUCUAUCACAUCUUGUGGGACUGGAUAUCUCGGACAACUAUCUCAUUGGCUCAAUACCUAAAGAAUUUGGUUCCAUGCGCGCCUUGAGAAAUUUAACUCUCUCAGAAAAUCUCUUGUUUGGUCCUAUUCCAGAGGAGCUCGGAAAUCUUGCAAGCUUAGUUGAAUUAAGCCUUUAUUCCAAUAAUCUUAAUGGUACGCUUCCUCAAGAGAUUGGGAAUUUGGCAGCACUGCGGAAUAUGUAUUUAUCUUCAAAUCAAUUCGUUGGAGAGAUACCUCCAACAUUAGUCAAGCUACAGAAUCUGACAGAAUUUUUUGCAUCUAGCAAUGGUUUCACGGGUGAAAUACCAAAUUUUAUUGGGAAGUUGAUCAAGCUUGAAAAAUUGAUACUUCAAGGAACUUCUUUGAAGGGACCAAUUCCUUCAUCUAUUAAUAAUUUAAUUAAAAUGAAAUAUUUGAGGAUAAGCGAUAUAGCUGAAGGUGGUUCAAAUUUGGACUUUAUAAAAAGUCUCAUAAAUCUGAGGGAAAUAGUUCUAAGAAACAGCAACAUCACUGCAAAGAUUCCAGACAUAAGUGAAUUGACAAAAUUGGAAGCUCUGGAUUUGAGUUUUAACAAUUUAUAUGGAGACAUUCCAGAUUCUCUCAAUAGCAUUCCAAGUUUACGAUUUCUACUUCUUGGGAACAAUAAUUUGUCAGGUCCAGUGAAUCCUUGGUUGUUUUCAAACAAUGCAAUAAUAGACUUAUCUUAUAAUAAUUUAACAGGGGAUAUUCCAUCAGGGUUUAUAAGUGAAAAUUCAAGAGUGAAUUUGAUUGGUAAUCUUUUGAAUAGUAAAUCCCCUAAUGAUCACAGUUGGAUCACUUGUCUCCAAAGAAAUUCCAUCUGCAAUAAACAACCAUCAAAUUAUCAUUUGGCUAUUAACUGUGGAGGACAAGAACUAAAAUCCUCUGUCCAUGGACUUCCUUUUGACAGUGAUUUUGAGGAACUGGGUGACUCAACAUUCUAUCUGAGUCCUGAAAAAAAUUGGGGUGUUAGUAAUAUAGGUUAUUUUAUGGAACAUUAUACAGAAUACAAGCCUGAGUUUGAGACCCCACAUAUAGUUAAGGGCAACAGCCCACCUAACUCCAUUGAUCCACAACUGUAUAACUCAGCACGUACUUCUCCUUCCUCUCUGAGAUACUAUGGCUUGGAUCUCCAAAAUGGCCUAUACAAUGUAACACUCCACUUUGCAGAGAUACAGUUUCCAGCUACCCAAAAUUCAAACAGAGUCCGGAUAUUUGAUGUCUAUAUUCAGGGCAAAAAUAUGUUGAAAGAUUUUAAUCUAAAGGAGGAAAUUGUAGAAAAAAAUCUUCUUGUUGUCAAGAACUUCACUAUCAAUGUCACAAAUAAUAUCCUAGAGAUACACUUUUUUUGGGCCGGUAAAGGAACAUGUUGCGAGUCACAAGAAGAAAUCUAUGGACCUUUGAUAUCAGCUAUAAUAGUUGAUCCUGAAUUCAAGUACUAUAUUCCCAAGAACAGUAAAACUAUUAAAAUGGCUAUAAUAAUUGGAGUACUGGUGAGUCUGGGCCUUUUUCUAUGUAUUUCUCUAAUCUUUAUCAAGAAGACAAAAACGUGGGAUAACAUAUUCUACUUUGCUAGGCGGGACAAAGCCAAAUCAAAGAAAACGACAGGCAAUCAUUUCAACCUAAUGUUGAUGAAAAUUGCAACAAAAAACUUUGAUCCUAAAAAUAAGAUUGGAGAGGGUGGAUUUGGUGCAGUUUACAAGGGCAUACUACCAGGUGGAAGAAAAGUAGCAAUAAAGCAAUUUUCACACUCGUCCAAACAAGGGAAUCGCGAAUUUCUGACUGAAGUAAGCAUAAUAUCUGCAGUGCAACAUCCAAAUCUUGUUAAACUUUAUGGUUGUUGUGUAGAAGGAGGAGAGCUUCUCCUAGUAUACGAAUACAUGGAAAAUGGCAACCUUGCUCAAGCAUUAUUUGAUCCUUUUGAGGCUAGGGUCAAGCUAGAUUGGCCCACCCGGUACAGAAUUUGUCUAGGAAUUGCACGAGGGAUUGCAUAUCUUCAUGAGGAGUCACUUGUAAAAAUUGUGCAUAGAGACAUCAAAUCUACAAAUAUUCUUCUAGAUAAACAUUUAAAUCCCAAAGUGGCAGAUUUUGGUUUGGCUAGGCUCGUUGAUGAGGAAAGUACUCAUGUCAGCACAAGAGUUGCUGGAACCAUUGGUUAUCUGGCUCCAGAAUAUGCUUUGAAGGGGCAUCUCUCAGACAAGUCAGAUGUUUACAGCUUUGGAGUAGUUGUGCUUGAAGUUGUGAGUGGCAGAACUCACACAGACAUGAGCUUGGAAGAAGAAAAAAAUUAUCUUCUUGAAUGGGCAUGGCAAUUAUAUGAGGAAGAGAAGACUCUUAAGUUGGUAGAUGUGAACCUGUUGCAAUCAGGAUACAAUGAAGAAGAGGUGGUAAGAAUGAUUCAUGUGGGGCUAUUGUGCACCCAUGAGAAUCCUUGUGCAAGACCUUGUAUGUCUGCAAUUCUUGAAAUGAUGGAGGGUAGAGCGCCAACACCUGCCCCACGGUCUCAACCAGUGCAUCUCAACCAGUGCCAAAAUUGGGAGCUGGACACUGGAGGGCACCAUGAUCAGGCACAAUCUUCAGCAACAAGCCAGAGCUCAGACUCCAACUACAAAGGAUCUUGGAAGGACAUCCCUUAAGUGUUGAAAAGAAAAGCUUCAAAGUUAAAUAAGAAAUGUGGCUUCUGCCAGUACUGUAAUGUCCUUUUACUUUGAAAGAAAUUGACCAACACUCAGCAAACACCCCUCAUAUAUCUACCGUAGAAUCUUAAGGGGAACAAAAGAGAUUAAAUGUUUUUCUCAAAUAAGACAAGCUACAUCAGCCACACUGGAAGACAAAAGAUACUAGAAGACAGAAUAAAGGGAUACAUAUUUUAUCAAAUAAUAUUAAGAAAUAAUCGAUUGGUUUUGAAGGGGCAGCAAUUUCAUAAAGCAUGCAAAAGAAAAUUAAUUAAGAGUUCCCUUACAGCGAUUAAUAAAGGUAACUCCAAGGUAGCGAUUAUUUGUGAAAAGGUGUAUCCCUUGCAAAAGCAAUAGUCUUAAUGAAAGGGUGUGACCCCUUCUCAUUUGAUGAUAUAAGAGUAAGAACAAAUCCCAUGGGAAAGGACACUGAAGGAUCAAGUGGAAAUCGAAUAAGAAUUCUGAUUCUGAGUUUUAUUAUGAAAAAGUGCAGUCAUCUAUAAUAUUUUGAAAGGUGAUUAGUAUGCAA